Molecule: messenger RNA, 849 nt
Organism: Aedes aegypti (yellow fever mosquito)
Lineage: Eukaryota; Metazoa; Arthropoda; Insecta; Diptera; Culicidae
Gene: EMC8-9
Product: ER membrane protein complex subunit 8/9 homolog
Exons: 2
Coding region: 130-726 (198 amino acids)
Cellular component (GO): EMC complex
Source: RefSeq, a predicted model, not a curated record
AAACGUCAAACCCUAAUCAUUAGUUGAGUGUGUGAAGUGAAGAUCAAAACAUUGCUCGUCCGAUCCCUAAAGUGAAAAUCGAUUUCCGCUCGUGUUUUUCAGAAAUAAUUCAGAGGAAACCAAUUAGCCAUGUCCGAGGUAAACUUCUCCGCCCGUGCCUACUGCAAGAUGAUGCUGCACGCGGCCAAGUAUCCGCACCUGGCCGUCAAUGGGCUGCUGCUCGGGGCCAAGGGUGACCAGCAGAAGGUGGUCGAUGCGGUGCCCCUUUUCCACCAGUGUCUUCAUGUGAGCCCCAUGGCGGAGAUUGCCCUGAUCCAGGUGGAGGCCAAAGCCGCCAAGGAGGGCCUACAGGUUCUGGGGUAUUACGCGGCGGCCGAGAACUUCUACGACAACAGUUUGGAGCGGGCACCGGGAGCACGGAUCGCUGAUAAGGUUGUGGAGAAUGUCAACGGAGCGGUGUUUGCCGUGAUUGACAACCGAGCUGUGUCGAUCAACAUGCGCUAUCCGGCGCUGAAGGUUUGGCAGAGCAAGGAAGGACGUUGGACUAAAGUGGCUAAGUGUUCCGUAGAAGAUUCGAAGAAUACGUUCGAUGCCGUGUCGAGUUUGCUGCAGCGAGGUGCCAUGAAGGAACUGAACGAUUUCGACAACUAUCUGGACAACACGGACAACGAUUGGAGCAACGACCAUCUGAAUCGGGACUUGAGACAGAUUUUGUCUAUGUAUUAGGGCGUGGAGGGGCGCAUGUGCAAUUGCAUUUUGAUUUUCUUUUCCAAAUACUGUAAUUUAUUCUCAAAAUACAAGAUUAGUUGUAAUAAAAGGAUUUGUUCAGCGUUAUACCAAGCAUUAGAA